AUGCCUCCGAAUGGGGUGACCAACGGCUCCCGUACCGCCCGACAGCCAGAUCUUCACCUUGUCGCAGACGAAGAUGCCGUCUACGAACAGGACAUCCUACGAGACCCGGGUAGCACCAAGCCAUGGCUAGCAUACAUACAAUUCAAGUUCCAGCAUGGCACAGUCCAAGAGCAAGCCUUCGUCCUUGAGCGAGCUUGCCAACAGCUGCCGAGGUCGUACAAGCUUUGGAAAAUGUAUUUGCGAUUCCGAACGAAGCAUGUCUCAAAGCUAAACGCCGCCGUCUUCGUCUCCGAGUACCGAAAAGUCAAUGCGCUGUUCGAGCGAGCCCUGAUCCUACUGAACAAAAUGCCGCGCAUAUGGGAGAUGUACCUCAAGUUCUUGCUCCAGCAGCCCCUCGUCACUCUGACGCGACGUGCGUUCGAUCGAGCUCUACGAGCCCUCCCUAUAACUCAACACAACAGGAUAUGGUCGCUGUAUCGACCCUUCGCAAACUCUGCUGCGGGAGAGACUGCGGUGAAGAUCUGGCGACGGUACAUGCAAGUCCACCCGGAAGACGCGGAAGACUUCAUCGAGCUCCUGACACAGGUUGGGCUAUAUACCGAGGCUGUAAAGAAGUACAUCGAUAUCCUGAACAAUCCGCGAUUCAACAGCAAACAGGGCAAGGGGCAUUACGAACUAUGGAGCGAGAUGGUUGAUAUACUGGUGGAACACGCCAACGAGAUCGAGACAGGUCACGAGUCCGGCAUCAACGUUGAACUGAUAAUACGCAGCGGGAUUGAUAGGUUUGCGGACCAGAGAGGGAAGCUCUGGUGUGGUUUGGCUACAUACUGGGCUAGGAGAGGGAGCUUUGAGCGGGCAAGAGAUAUCUUUGAAGAGGGCAUAACGACUGUCAUGACCGUACGCGAUUUCACCCUCAUAUUCGACACAUACGCAGAGUUCGAGGAAUCCAUCAUCGGCGCGCUGAUGGAGCUUGCAUCAAAGCGAGCAGAAGAAGGCAAACUCGACGAAGACGCGGAUUUCGACUUGGACAUACGGAUGAUGCGCUUCGAGCAAUUGAUGGACCGGAGGCCUUUCCUGCUGAAUGAUGUUCUGCUCCGACAGAAUCCCAACAAUGUCGGGGAAUGGGAGAAGCGGGUGGCGUUAUGGGGGGCCAACAACGUCGAGGUCGUGCAAACAUACACCGAUGCCAUUGCUGCGAUCCAGCCAAAGAAGGCCGUUGGACCGUUCCACCAAUUAUGGGCAAACUACGCCAAAUUCUACGAGAAGGGAGGGGAUAUCCGCAAUGCGAGGAUUAUCAUGGAGAAGGCCGUCAAGGUACCCUUCAAGUCGGUUACCGAACUUGCUGAUAUGUGGAUCGAAUGGGCCGAGAUGGAACUACGGAACGAGAACUUCGACGACGCUGUCAAGAUUAUGGCCAAGGCCGUGCAGGCUCCAAAAAGGUCAACGGUCGACUAUUUUGACGAGACUCUUUCACCGCAACAAAGGGUACAUAAGAGUUGGAAGCUAUGGAGCUUCUACGUCGACCUUGUCGAAAGUGUCAGCUCUCUCGAUGAGACAAAGAAGGUAUAUGAGCGAAUAUUCGAACUUCGGAUCGCCACCCCGCAAACAGUCGUCAACUACGCCAACCUGAUGGAGGAACACAAGUACUACGAGGAGUCGUUCAAGAUAUUCGAGCGGGGACUCGACCUCUUCAGUUACCCGGUCGCCUUCGAGCUAUGGAAUCUCUACCUGACGAAAGCUGUGGACCGAAAGAUUGGGAUCGAACGAUUGCGAGAUCUCUUUGAACAAGCUGUGGAGGACUGCCCGCCAAAGUUCGCCAAGGUGCUGUAUCUCAUGUAUGGUAACCUUGAAGAGGAAAGGGGACUGGCAAGGCACGCCAUGCGCAUCUACGAGCGAGCUACAAGGGCUGUGUCGGACGAGGACCGCGCUGACAUGUUCAACUUUUACAUCACCAAGUCGGCAUCGAACUUUGGGUUACCAUCUACAAGACCGAUAUACGAAAGAGCUAUAGCAGCCCUCCCCGACGAAGAGGCCCGGGACAUGUGUCUCAAGUUUGCCGACAUGGAGAAGCGCCUUGGCGAGAUCGACCGCGCUCGCGCUAUUUACGGUCACGCAUCACAAUUCUGCGACCCUCGGACGAACCCGGCCUUCUGGACGAAAUGGGAACAGUUCGAGGUGCAGCAUGGCAACGAGGAUACCUACAAGGAGAUGCUUCGGAUCAAGCGCAGCGUGCAAGCGCAGUACAACACCGAUGUCAACUUCAUCGCAUCGCAAGCCCUCGCACGCAGCCAACAAGCAAGAGGCGCGGAAACGAACGGAGACUCGGAGGUUGCGGAUGCCAUGGAGAAGCUGGAACGGCACACCCGAGCCCCGGCAGGAUUCGUGGCAUCGAGUACUGGGAUUUCGGGGUCGAUAAAAAACGAGCCGGUGGUGGCUUCGAAUCCGGAUGCCAUCGAUAUCGAUGGCAUGGAUGAUGAUUGA
Molecule: messenger RNA, 2481 nt
Organism: Anthostomella pinea
Lineage: Eukaryota; Fungi; Ascomycota; Sordariomycetes; Xylariales; Xylariaceae
Source: the annotation of a GenBank genome assembly